UUAUGCAGUUAUGAGAGGACAGUAACCUCCAAACACUUUCCAAUAAUCAGUGUAUCUCAAAGGCAAACCCAAUGAGUGAUUUGCAGAAAAAAGACAAGACAGUGUGGACAGGGAGUCUAAAAUAUAUUGUUGGCUUGUGUUUGUGUAGGAUGUGUGUUGUGUAGCAGUGGUUAGACUAGGAGCUGAGACAUGGAGCCCAACUGCAGCGUCCACUGUGACUCCUCCAGGUGCUCCAUCCCCUCAGGCCUGAACAGUGCUGAGGCCCUCCUGCUCCUGCAGAGGAUGUGCAGCCUGAGCACGAUGGCUGUGGAGCUUCCCAGACGAACACUGUCCCCAGUUUUGAGUGCUGUGGUUUGGACCAUGUUGUCUUGUGGCAUCCUGUUGACGUGUGCGUUCUUCUUCUUCACAAUGCGCUUUAAAAACAAUAGGAUAGUGAAGAUGUCCAGCCCCAAUCUGAACGUCCUAACGCUAUUUGGGAGUGUCCUCACAUACGCCAGUGGAUUCUUGUUUGCAGCUGAUGGACAGUCUAAUGGAGUCAUCAUUCAGUUUCGAAUAUGGACUUUGUGUCUGGGCAGUACUUUGGUGUUUGGGCCCAUACUGGGGAAGACAUGGAGGUUGUAUAGAGUUUUCACACAGAGGGUUCCAGACAAGAGAGUGAUAAUCAGGGAUAUUCAGCUGAUGGGAAUGGUGGUUUUGCUAAUCCUGGUUGACAUACUGAUUCUCAUGGUUUGGAACAUCACAGAUCCAAUAAAAUGUUCCAGUUCUCUGGGUGCAGUUGUUAAGAUUGUGGAGAAAGAAGUUUCCUACUCUUUGUCUCGGGUGGACUCCUGUUCCUCUGCACUCUCACAUCUGUGGGUCAUCAUUAUAGCUGUUCAAAAGGGUUGUCUUCUCCUUUAUGGAACUUAUUUGGCCGGUCUCACGAGUAACGUCAGCCAUCCUCCAGUGAACCAGUCGCCCACCAUCAUAACAGCUGUAACUCUGGUCACCCUGGCCUCCACAGUGGUCAUCCCCGUGUACUUCUUUCUGCACAGCUGGCCUAACCUGGUUUACAGCGCAGUCGCAGGAGCCAUCUUCAUCUGUACUCUGGCAACUAACUGCAUGUUGUUUGUCCCUCAGCUAACCCAGUGGAGGCAGUUUGAGGAAGACCAGAACAACCCAAAUCAGAUGGCAAAGUAUUUUAGCAGUCCCAGCAAGAGUCAGGCUUCAGUGUACAGCCAAGAGGAGAUCUACUACCUGCUGGGAGAGAAUGACUCCAUGAAGAAGCUGCUUAAUGAGAAAAAUGCAGUGAUUGACAGUCUCCAGGAGCAGGUAAAAAACGCCAAGGAGAAACUUCUACGCCUCAUGUCCGCCAGCCAGAUUCUUGCCCCCAGCCUGGAUCAUGACAUGUCCUCAUCUACAACCAACAUCCACUCCUCCUCCACCCAGACCACAGAGCUGCUACCUGAGGACCCAAGUCUUCUUCAGAGGAACAGUAACUCCAGAAGCUCACCUGGUGAUCUCUCCCCUGUCCUCACUUCUUCUGUUUUACCAUCUUCACCAGCCCUCACGUUACCAAAGCUCUCAUCUCCAGUCCCUGCCUCCUCUCCUACUUCAAAUGAGCCUGCCGUUUCUAAAGACAUUUCUAUUGCUUCUCCAAAGGUUGUGGAAAAAGAACCCUCUGUGUCCUCUGGAUUACUCAGAACUGCGGAAGAGACUGCAAAAUUUGUCACAUCCCUGCAACAACGCAGACUAUUGAACCCGUCUCUUGUAGAAGCAUUGAGCAAACAAGCAAACUCUAAAAUUACUGGUUUUGUUAGCAGUGAGCAACUACAAGAGAUAUUACAGGAGCUGAGUGUGGAUACAGUUCUGGAAACUACACUUAGAUCUCCUGGACAACUCUCCAUAGGUCAGACCAAAUGUUCUGACACGCUCUCACCUCUUUCCGUUUGGAGUCAGCGUUCUGCUCCUGUACCCGUGGUCUUUCAGUACCCACGCGUUUCUCCGUAUUCGAUGAGGAAGCGUAGACCACCUUUCCACUCGCCCAGAAGAGCCCUGUCUCCUCACUGUUUCUACACCACUUCAGACAGCACCUGUGGGAAAAGCAGAGAUGCUUGCAAACUAAAAGAUCAAGAAGUAUUGUGUGAGCCUCAAGGAGAGGUACAAGAUGUGCAGAAUAGUGAGGUAGAAGAAGAAGCAGAGGAACAUGGCACUGUGAGAACAGGUCACAGGUCACGUAGGUGUCCGGUGAGAGCGUCUACGAAGAAUGUGUGCAUUGAGGGAGCUGAAGAGGCAGGGGAGGAGAAGAGUAAAAUGCUUUGUAAAAGACACAUUCGAGAUUCGUCUGGAUACUGGGACUCUGACUCUAGCAGCUCUACAGAUUACUGCUACUACCACCGGCCUUACUGUGAAUCCUGCCUGCAGCGUGGCUCCCUCACCACCUCGGACAGCUCUUCUGAUUCAGACAGCGAGUACGAGGACUACACGGGCCUGUACCGCUCACCACACCCUGUAGUUUUUAAAGAAGACCUCAAGCCUACUUUUGUAUGAUCACAUUUAUUGCACUUUAUUAUGACAGUGUUCAGUUGCAACCAUUUCUGCUCCUGUUACCCAAAUCUGGGAAUAAAUCAGGAAAAUGUAGCUGUGUUUGAAGAGAUGUGAAAUAGCUCCAUAAAAGUGUUGUCUUUGCACAUUAUAGGAAUUCUGUUUUUAUCUGUUGUUCUUUCAUAUCAAGAAAUACAUUGAUAUAUUUUUCAAAAAGAGCAAAGUUUAAGAGACGCUAAAUUUGACUGAUACACUCACUGCAUUUCACAAAACUACAAAUACUGUGAAAGCUAUGACACUAGUAUUUAUUUGAAUAUUUAUUUUUAAAUAUAUUUGUUUGCAGAUGUACUGUUAGCAUUCAUGCCAUUAUAUUUUAGAUGUUUACAUCUUUACAGAGAUUUAAACUUGACAUAAAUUCCUUUCUUAAGUUUUGAGUUAAUCCUUGUUUUUCCCAUUCCAUUAAAUCAACACUCCUUUUCAUCUCAAAAAAUGUAAUGCUCUUAAAACCCUCCUGAUUUGUUCUGACUUUUUAAUAUCCUCAUAAUAAUGUUUUAUGUUCAUUGACUGUUUGUGUUACACUCUGAUCUGUUUUGCUUUUGGGGUUGAAUCCAAUCUGGAAGUCAUUCAUCUGAACUUUUUUCAGAACAGUUUUUCUUGUGUUGGUCAAAAUUGUAAUAAAGUCCGUUACAUGUUUAACUCAAGAUCAUAA
Messenger RNA from Boleophthalmus pectinirostris (great blue-spotted mudskipper), 3229 nucleotides. RefSeq names its product G protein-coupled receptor 156 (gene gpr156). Gene Ontology annotation, cellular component: G protein-coupled receptor heterodimeric complex; membrane. The transcript is spliced from 9 exons. Gene Ontology annotation, biological process: gamma-aminobutyric acid signaling pathway; G protein-coupled receptor signaling pathway. Lineage: Eukaryota; Metazoa; Chordata; Actinopteri; Gobiiformes; Gobiidae. Gene Ontology annotation, molecular function: G protein-coupled GABA receptor activity. The coding region runs from base 190 to 2526 and encodes 778 amino acids. The record is from RefSeq and is a predicted model, not a curated record.